AUGUACCUGCGCUCGGACCCACUAAAUGAGACGCUGCCGCUAACUCGCGGGCUGCGGUCCCAUCAAACGCAAUCGACUACAGGACGCACACAGCGUCUGCUGUCGCCUGCGGCACGGCGCUUUAUCCGUUACGGCGUUGCCUGCCUCCUUUUCCUGGCCGUGGGGGACCUGAUGGUGACGCUACAGCGCUCCCUGCAGACGGAAAACCUUAAUCGUACAGGCGCGCACAGGGUUGAGCCCACAGUCAUGGAAGACUCGGCCGAUGCCGAAGCACCCCUGCAGCCCAACGAGCCUUUCCCUGGCUUCACGGACGAAAUUCUGACGCUUGCCGGAAAGCCCACUGAAUAUACGUCCCGACUCUUCUCGGGAUAUUUGCCGUUGAACAACGGAGGUCACGCAUUCUACUUCCUUGCCGAGUCUCAGAGCUCGACGGCCCAGGCGGACCCCGUGCUGCUCUGGCUCAAUGGAGGGCCGGGAUCAAGCUCCCUUAUGGGUUGUUUCUCGGAAAACGGACCGCUGCUAGUUAAUGAGGACGGGAAGACGCUUAGGGUGAACAAGUUUGCGUGGAACCAGAAGUCCAAUCUGCUGUGCAUCGAGUCACCCGUAGGCGUUGGCUUUAGCUACAAUUCCAGUGGAGUGUACGAAGCAGAUGAUCUCUCUCAGGCUCAGGAUCUGUAUGACGGGCUGCAGAAGUUCUUCGGGAAAUUCCCUUGGCUCAGGGAGAACGACUUUGUCGUCUCUGGAGAGAGCUAUGGAGGAAUCUACGUGCCGACCACAGCACUUGCCAUUCUGAACGGUAAUGCGGCGACAUCGGAUCAGUCCCAACAUAUUAACCUGAAGAAGUUCGUGGUGGGCAACGGCGUGAACGAGUACAUGGGACUCUCGACAGUUAUGUUCGCGUACUACCAUGGCUUGUUGAGCACAGAGAUGUACCAAAAGUUCCAGACUAGCUGCCCCGAUCUCCACGAAUUCGAAAAGGCCCCCCUUGCCGCUCCUGGUAUCGGUAAAGCUAGCUCGGAGUGCACUUCCGCUACCAUGGACAUCAUGACAACGUUGGUCUAUGACCGCAUCAAUAUGUACGACGUAUACGGGUCGUGUGCUGGAUCGCCGAAGGAGGAUAUUCAGCGUCUCGUGAAGGAGCUAUUGACGCCAUCAAUUCCUGGCAAGCUGCCACACCCCAUUGGAAACACAAUGGACUUGUGUCUGGACAAUAAGCGUCUGGACGCGUACUUUAACUUGGCUGAGGUCCGCGACUCGAUGCACGCCAACCCAAUGCUGGAACAUUGGAGUGCUAGUGCACUCACCGCUUCCGCCAUGGAUAUGCUGAGUACAAUUCUUGGUGUUGAUCACCCGAUCCUGCAGCACCCACAGAUGUUGAAAUACACAUCUUCACUUCAAGGUGAAGUGACUCCCUUGUGGCGCCGGCUACUUGAGCGUGGAGUAAAGGGGGUAAUCUAUCACGGUGAUUCUGACUUGGUUUGCAACGCUCUGGGGGGACUCUGGGCGGUGGAGUCGCUAGGUCUUCCCCGUCUGGCACCGCGCUCGAUCUGGACUUACGAGGAGGGAGACUCAAAGCAAACGGGCGGCUUUGUGGAAGCGUUCAAGGGGAUCUCGUAUGUGACUGUAAAGGGAGCGGGCCACCUCGUGCCGAUGGGGCAGCCUGAGGAGGCCAAGCAAAUGCUUGAUUUGUUUGUGCUCAACGACUUAAAGUAA
Molecule: messenger RNA, 1713 nt
Organism: Phytophthora infestans T30-4
Lineage: Eukaryota; Oomycota; Peronosporomycetes; Peronosporales; Peronosporaceae
Product: serine protease family S10, putative
Exons: 1
Coding region: 1-1713 (570 amino acids)
Biological process (GO): proteolysis
Molecular function (GO): serine-type carboxypeptidase activity
Source: RefSeq, a predicted model, not a curated record